AUGUUUGUGAAAAGAAACACCUGUUUGCUUGUCUUUCUGUUUUGCUCUCUGACCUUGUGGUGCAAGUCGACCAGCGCGGGCUCCAGCUAUCUCAGCCCUUCACAGAAACCUAAGAACAAGGUGAAGUCUCCCAGAGUCGGCCGCCAAGUCAUGGAGGAGCCUGGUCAGCCCACCGAGGACAACCACAUCACAAUCAGUGCCCCCUUUGACAUCGGCUUCAUUGUGAGAGAGGAGGACUUUGAGCAGUACGGUGUAGCGCUGCAGGAGAUCAUUCAGCGUCUGCUGGGAAACACGGAGGCUGCAGCAGAGAGACCAUCCCAACCAUUUUGA
Molecule: messenger RNA, 330 nt
Organism: Anoplopoma fimbria (sablefish)
Lineage: Eukaryota; Metazoa; Chordata; Actinopteri; Perciformes; Anoplopomatidae
Gene: ghrl
Product: ghrelin/obestatin prepropeptide
Exons: 4
Coding region: 1-330 (109 amino acids)
Biological process (GO): positive regulation of growth hormone secretion; negative regulation of inflammatory response; regulation of response to food
Cellular component (GO): extracellular region
Molecular function (GO): growth hormone-releasing hormone activity; ghrelin receptor binding
Source: RefSeq, a predicted model, not a curated record